This is a messenger RNA of Eupeodes corollae, 7432 nucleotides long. RefSeq names its product disintegrin and metalloproteinase domain-containing protein 10 (gene kuz). Gene Ontology annotation, biological process: Notch signaling pathway; membrane protein ectodomain proteolysis. The transcript has 11 exons. Gene Ontology annotation, cellular component: plasma membrane. Lineage: Eukaryota; Metazoa; Arthropoda; Insecta; Diptera; Syrphidae. The coding region runs from base 1999 to 5253 and encodes 1084 amino acids. The record is from RefSeq and is a predicted model, not a curated record. Gene Ontology annotation, molecular function: metalloendopeptidase activity.
GUUUGGUUGUAUUACACAAGGGUGUUGUGCGUCGCAUUGCUGUGAGGAUCGGUAAAAACAGCCAGCAAUCAUCUGUGUCGGCGUCUUUGUUUUGUCGUCUCUUUGCGUGUGAAGUGAAUUUUACCACGCGAAAGUGAACUUAAAUAAUAAUUAAUUUUUAAUUAAACAGAGAAAAAUGUGUCUAGUUGUAAUUUUUAUAGAGAAAUAAAAAUACGGUGAGGAAAAUAAUAAGAAAAAGCAAUUCGGUUUCUUUUUAUUUUUUCUUUCAUUUUGCUCUCUUGUGUCGUUUAAUUUCUUCUUUGUCCGUGUGUGGGUAUGAGUGCGUGAGAAAAAUAUAAAGGAUACAUCCUUUUAUCUCUGUUUAACAUACAUCUGAUAGUAAAUGAAAACAUUUGCAUCUCUCUGUCGUUCUCGUUUGCCUGUCGGUAUCGCUGUCGACUGUCGUCGUCGUGUUCGUUCGUGUCGUGUCUUGGAAAAAGUUCCUUUUUUUUUUUUAAUUCUGUGUAAUUUCUCCUUUCUUUGUGUUUGUGGCUCCCGUUCGACCCCCCUGUUAGCAUAAUUCCCAUUCCCAACAUCGUCGUCGGUUGUGUUUUCCAUACGGAAUUUAUCGGUUUCAUUGUAAUUUUGUGUUAAAAUUUUAAUUGAGAAGAAGAAAUAAUUGCGAAGCAAAUUGUGGUGAAAUAAAAUUACAACUAAAUUCCUUUGUGUCCAUAAAUCAUUUUUGAUUAAUGAUUCAAGUUGAUUCCUUCCUCAUUCAUGUUGGUAUGGUAUUUCCAAUUUGAAAGAAAGAGCGAGAUAGAUAAAUAAAACUUUUUUCAACUUCGAUGACGUUUUGUAAUAAUUUUUGUUUUGUGUGGUGAAAGGUGAAUCGAGUCGUGUCGUGUUCGUUUUGUCCGGUUUUGACGUGGUGAAUGUGUAAACUUGUUUAUUGUUUUGUUUGUGUUUUCCCCAAAAAUAUACAAAAUAAAUAAUACGAAGAAGAUGCUAAUAAACAAAGAGAUUAUUAUAAUUCCCUUUUAAUUUGAAUUUCCAUUAAAACAAACUCGUAAUAUCGAAAAUUCAAGUAGGAAAAAAAAGACAACAAACCGCAACCAUUAUUUUCAUUCCAACGUCUGUUUCUGUUCUUUUGGUUCUUCCAGUGGUGGAGGUGGUGUAUUUUACACAAUCCAUUCCUACCACAGCAGUCUGAACUGGACAUAAAUAAAAAUUCCAAUAAAACAAGGAUAUCAUAUCUACAUGGUGCAUAUAUGUAUAUAAACAGAAGCAGUGAGAGAAGGAAAUUUACAGUUUUUUUUCGUUUUAUCGGUGAUUUGGCUCUGUUCGGUUUGAUGUUCCGUUCCGUGUACUCUCCUCCUGUGCUCACUAUUGUUGAUUACCCCUGUCUGUGAUUUUAUUUUUGUUUCUAGUGUCAUACAACAAACAAAACAAUAAAAUAACAGUAAAAUUCUGGGAGGCAUCAAUAAAAAUUGUAGCUAAAUGAUGAUUAAAUUGAUUGAAAUUGUUGAAUGUCUUUUACGGACAUAAUAAUUGCGCGGGAAGUUUGUGAAUACGAUCAUUUUGAUGUCUAGCUUCGAAUGUGUGUUGGAAAUAAAAUUUUAAAUUAUUUUUCGUUUCUAUUUUAUUUAAAUUAAACAAUCAAAAGGAAAGGAGGAAUGCGUCGUCGUCUUCCCAACGUAUAUAAUUUCUUUGUGUCCUUGCCCUGUUUGAAUUCAUUGUGUGUGUCCUUUUAGUUGGAAUAACAAAGGGAAACUUGCAACAGAAGCAGAGCAGCAUCAAGUGUGGAAAUAAAGGAUAACGCAUAACAUUGUUGCUCCUCUCAACCAACAAGGAUAACCCUUUAGAGAAGAAGUGAAAAACAAGAAACUAGGAGAAGGAUUAUAUUCUUCGUCCUCCUGGUCUGCAGCGUAGCGCAGCGCCGCGUACCGUCUCGGUUUUCUUUCUUUUUUCUUGUUUUGUUGCAAAUUUAAAAAUUUAAAUUUUUGUGGAUUAUACGAUAUAAUGUCCUUACGAUGUGGAUUAAUACUCAUCUUAUCGUCGACGAUUUGUUUAUUCAUCGCAAAUGGUUACGGAAAAGACAUCUCUGGAGUUGAAAGAGGUUCCACACGCCUCAAUGAAUACAUAUCUCAUUAUGAAACCCUUAGCUAUGAUCAAGAGCACACAAAGGCUAGUCACAGUAGGGCUAAACGAUCAGUGACCAAAGAUCAUCUUGUUUAUUUAAAAUUUUCAGCACAUGGAAAGAAAUUCCAUCUUAGAUUAAAACGUGAUUUAGAUACAUUUAGUGAUAAGUUAGAGAUACAUAGUUCAACAAAUGAGCCCAUUGAUGUAUCAACAUCACACAUAUAUGCGGGCGAUGUGAUAGGUGAACGUAAAAGUUUUGUAUUUGGCUCAAUAUUAGAUGGCGUUUUUGAGGGUAAAAUUAUAACAGAACGUGAUGCAUACUAUGUGGAAAAUGCAAAGCAUUAUUUCCCAAAUCAUACGUACAAAACAGAUGGAUUUCAUUCGAUAAUCUACAAUGAAAAACAUGUGGAUGAUCCUUAUAAGGAUGUUAGAGAAGAGGGACACGUAGCUGGUUGUGGUAUCAAUGAGAAAGUCUCCCAAUGGAUGGAGAAUAUACAAAACUCGGCUGUUGAAGAGCCGGAUGAAGUCAUAGUUCUUCCACCAGCAUCACAACAAAAAGCCAACAUCAGAACCCAGAAAAAUGACAGGAAUAAGCAAUCGGAAGAAAGAAGAAGAAACAAGAGCCAGAAUAGUCCUAGUAGAAGUAAUAGCAGUAGUCACCACCAACCAUCAUCAUCUAGAUCCACAUCCACAUCCCCAUCAGCGCCCUCAUCCUCUGAUGAUACUCAUGAUGAUGAUGGAACCCAUCAUGCAAAACAAAUACCACCGCCGAAAAAAUAUUCAAAUAGCAACAACAACGACGACUUCAAGUAUCCUUAUCAGAAAUAUACGAAGGAGGCGAAUUGGAAAUUUAUGCCAAACGGCGAGGACGAUGGGUACGCUCGGGCGGCUGCUGCCAUAGCCGGUAACGAUGAUUGGCACAAGCGUGUCCACGAGCGGGUGCGUCGAGCCUCCUCAUCCAAUUCUCACUCUCCACGUCAGCGAGAUGAUAAAAAGAAUACCUGUUCGUUGUUUAUACAAACGGAUCCAUUAAUAUGGCGACACAUCCGGGAGGGGAUAGCUGAUCAUGACAGGGGACGGAUAACGGAUGAGAAGACAAGGGAGGAGAUUUUGUCGUUGAUUGCACAUCAUGUCACUGCCGUUAACUAUAUCUAUCGUAAUACAAAGUUUGAUGGAAAGGUAGAGCACCGAAACAUUCGAUUCGAGGUGCAAAGAAUUAAGAUUGACGAUGACACAGCGUGUAGACAAUUCUACAAUGGUCCACAUAAUGCAUUUUGCAAUGAACACAUGGAUGUGUCUAACUUCCUUAAUCUACACUCAUUAGAAGAUCAUUCAACUUUUUGCCUGGCUUAUGUGUUCACUUACAGAGAUUUCACUGGCGGAACUCUUGGUUUAGCAUGGGUUGCGUCUGCCUCUGGUGCUUCCGGUGGUAUAUGUGAAAAAUAUAAGACUUACACCGAAACUGUUGGUGGCCAAUAUCAAAGCACAAAACGUUCCCUCAACACAGGGAUCAUCACAUUUGUAAACUAUAAUAGUCGGGUACCGCCCAAAGUCUCACAAUUAACGUUGGCCCAUGAAAUUGGUCAUAAUUUUGGAUCACCACACGAUUAUCCUGACGGAUGUAGGCCGGGUGGUCCAAAUGGAAAUUAUAUUAUGUUCGCGAGUGCCACAAGUGGCGAUCGACCGAACAAUAGUAAAUUCUCACCAUGUUCCGUUAGAAAUAUAUCAAAUGUCCUCGACGUCCUAGUGGGCAAUCCGAAACGUGAUUGUUUCGAGGUCUCGGAGGGUGCUUUCUGUGGCAAUAAAAUCGUCGAAAGUGGCGAGGAGUGUGAUUGUGGUUUUAAUGAGGAGGAAUGCAACGAUAAAUGCUGUUACCCGAGAUUAAUUAACGAAUAUGAUAAAUCGAUUAAUGCCUCAGCGACAGGAUGUUCUCGCCGUACCAAGACUCAGUGCAGUCCUAGCCAAGGACCAUGCUGUCUGAGUCAUUCGUGUACUUUUGUUCCGGCACAUCAGCAUAUUAAGUGCAAAGAGGAAACAGAAUGUUCCUGGUCGAGUACGUGCAAUGGCACAACGCCAGAGUGUCCCGAGCCCAAGCCAAGAGAUAAUAAGACCAAAUGUAAUAACGGCACAGCGUUGUGCAUCAAUGGCGAAUGCUCGGGUUCGAUUUGUUUACUUUGGAAUAUGUCCGAAUGCUUCCUGACAUCGACAUUGACGCCUGCGGUAGAUAAGAGGCGUCUGUGUGAGUUGGCGUGCCAAAAUGGUAAUGACACCACAACCUGCCGCAGCACCAGUGAGUUUGCUCACCUCUAUGGCCUGCCCGAUGGGGGGAUUAAUUUGCGUCCCGGUUCGCCAUGUGACAACUUCCAGGGCUAUUGUGAUGUUUUUCUAAAGUGCCGAGCCGUCGAUGCCGAUGGACCAUUGGUUCGACUAAAGAAUCUCCUUUUGAACAAGGAAACUCUGCUGACGGUGGCCCAAUGGGUCACAGAAAAUUGGUACAUUUGCGUGCUGAUGGCUAUCGGUUUCAUCAUUGUUAUGGGUGCGUUCAUAAAAUGUUGUGCUGUCCAUACGCCAAGUUCGAAUCCCAAAAAGAGGCCUGCGCGGCGAAUUAGUGAAACACUACGUGGCCCAAUGAACACACUUCGACGAAUGCGUCAUCCACAACAUCGAAGUGCCGGUCCUCGAAGCAUACCACCGCCAGCUCAUGAAAGAUCUCGAGGGCAUCCUUCGGAUUGGGAUCGGCGACAACAUCCAGAUCGUAGUGCACCACCUGGUGGUGUUCCAAUAGGUCAUCAUCCCAGUCGGCCGGGUGCAAGAAAUGACGGCCGUCGAGGAGGAGCGCCCAGUGCGGGUGGUCGUCAUAGUGGACGACCGGCGAGUAGCUCAAGAGGACCACAACACGGGUAUGCAGAUCUAAGUGGUGGUGGUGUUGGUGUUGGUGUUGGUGUUGGGGGUGGUGAUGGGCGAGGCCCAAGCCAACCGCCACAACAGUAUUAUCCGCCGAAAGCCGUCGGUCCGCAACAAGUAAAUUAUAACCGACCGCCAUCGUUGCACAAUCCUGAACUUUAUGCAGAAGCAUACACAGGACGAGGGGCAUAUGAAGCGCCGCCCUCACGAGUUCCAAAUAGUAAAGUUUGACAACCAAACGGACAAAUUAUAAUAAAUAAUAAUAAAAAUAAAAAUAAUAAUCACCAAAAACUACCAACAACAACAACAUCAACAAGAAUAACAACAACAACAACAAUAACUGAAACUGAAACUGCAACUGCAACAAAUCAUCAAACUGUAAUUACUAUUAUUAUUAAUGCUAUUAUUACUUUAAUUAAUGUUAAAUUUAAAUUUAAAACUUUAAAAUACUUAUCAUCAUCAUCAACAUUGCUGAAAAUUAAAAUAAUAUCAACGUAAAUGUUUAUUAAAAAAAAAAACAAUACAUAGUCACAACAACAACAAACAAAUGUAGUGUUACAGCCUUGAAGAUGAUGAUGAUGACUCAAAAAUGAAAUUAACAUAAUAAAUGAUGAAACAAACAAAAAUUACAAAACAAAAAAAAACUAAAAUUUAUGAGAAUAAUCAAAUUUCAAUUGAAUUCCUUUUUGAUGAUUUCGAGAAUCCAAAGCUGGAAGAUUUUUAGGAAAACUUUAAAAAUAAUAAAUUUAAUUUUAGUUUUACUUUUUAAUUGUCUCUUAUAUUUCAAUGUUAAUUUGUAUUUUUUAAAUACAAAUUUUUGUGUUAAAAUUUCUUUAUAUCUAGUUGUUUGUGUGUUCAAUUGAGAUAAAUGUUUAGUUAUUAUUAUUUUGUACUGUCAUAUGUUUAUCGUGUCUAAAUAAAUAUUAUGUUCAUUUCAAUGUCCAGUAUACAGAAUACAAAAACCGUUUGUAUUUUCUUUUUUUAAAUACAAAUUUAUUGUGCUUUAGUUAAAACAAAACAAAGCAAAACAAAAACGAGCUUUUUUCUUUUGUAUUCAUUUAUUUUCAAUUAAUAUGAAUUUAGAUAAAUUAAAUUAAAUUGAAUUUGUUUUUUUUUUUAAUUUUUUUGUUAGUGAAACUAGAAAAUAGAUUUUAUAAUGUAAAUUUAUAAUUUCUAAGAUUGUGUUUGUGUUUUUUUUUUUAUUUUAAUGUAAGUCUUCUGCUAUUGAGUUGUAUUUUAUAUUAAAAAUAGAAUUAUAUCUUAUGCAAUAUUCAAUGUUUAGAUCUUUUAAGUUUUCUUUUACUCUCAAGAAAACUAUAAUUUUCAAAAAAGCUCGCAAAAAGAUAAAAUACUCUAUAAAAAUACUUUUUUUUUUUAAUCAGAUUAGCUCUCUUAGUUAAAUUUCGGGAAUAAAAAUUAUAUAUAAUUUUGUUUAGGUCUUAAAUAAACUUCUUUAAGAUGAUGCAGUUACCACUCGUUGAGGGGAUGUUAUUUGUUUUUGAAAAUAAUUUGAUAUUCGCGAAUUAGCCGUUUAGAUCAAGAACACAAAGAGUUCCUAAUGAAUUUUCGAAAAAUGUCCUUGAUUCAAUUGAAGUGAUUUAGAAAUUGCUUUUGUUUGUCUUAACCAUCUAAACUCGAUGCUUAUACUUAUUUAUAUGCAGGAAACUCAAGUUGAAUUUUUACAACAUCCAUCAAAUCUUGGUCUGUUAUCAAGUGCUUAAUCUCAAGCUCGAGGUGGUUAGCAUCAUAUGAAAUAAAUCGUUUUUAAAAUGUUUGUUUAUAAAAGUCAAAGGUUUUUUAGAGAGAUUUUUGGAGAAUCUUGUCCUAAUCUUUGAAUUAGUCAAGCCUAUCACAAUUACCAUUGUAAUCAGAAACUUUAACUGUGUCAUAAAAUCCCUUCGUUAUGCAAAAUUGUAUGAGGUUUUCCGUUACGAACGUAUUUAGAGUUUGUAAAAGUUUCCGAUUACGAUGGAAUUCAUUUAAUUUAAGUUUCUCUUAAAGUUUUAAGAGACACUGCCAUUUUUUUGAGACGUGCUUGUUUAUGUGUUGCUAAAGUUAUUCGAUAUGAAAAAUACAAAAAUUAAAGGAUUGGAAAAUUGGAAAAGAAUCGUUGAUAUACGGAUAUCCAAAACGUUUUCUCCUUUUUCAAAUUGAACUGAAAAAGAAAAACAAUCUUGAGGAAUCAGGAAAAAAAUCAAGAAUUAUUGAGCGUUUGCUAAAUUAAAAAUCUAAGGUGUAAGGAAUUUUUACUUUGACCUGUCUGUACAAACAAAAACUGAACUUAGUUUUCCAUUAUAUGAUAACUCAUACAUGUUAUUUGGUCAUUUUUUCUUCUAAUUUUAGUAGAUUUUGUUUCUUGACAAAAUAAAACCCUUGAAAAAUAAAUUCAAAACAUUUGAAUUGCAUAAAA